Porites lobata is the source of this 1533-nucleotide messenger RNA. The record is from the annotation of a GenBank genome assembly. Lineage: Eukaryota; Metazoa; Cnidaria; Anthozoa; Scleractinia; Poritidae.
AUGCACUCAAGGAUCGAGACGACAGGCUUAAAUUACGUAGAGAUAAACUUCGCACCUUAGAUGACGCCCUGUCGCUGACUUGUGAACUUGAAGCUUUUCGUCUCGUGGAUGGAGAUGAGCGGAGAAGCCCUCUUCAGAUUCGCUCUGUGGUUGAAGCUGAUAAAGAGCCUGAUUUGCUUAAAGCUCAGCUGGAUAUGUUACGUUCUGACAUUCGAGUGCAACAACAACGUCAGGAGACUCAGCAAGUUGCUAUGCAACAGUUAGUUGAGCAGAUACGGCAGCUCUCCAAGUCACUCUCUUUGAACACCUCUGGUAGCCAACAGCGAUUACCUCCCUCACGUUACUCCAACUGCAAUGUUCAAUGCUGGAAUUGCAAAGAAUUUGGCCAUUAUCGUCGUAACUGCCCAAAGUAUAAGUCACUUGACCGAGCCAACCCGGACUCGGGAAACGCCCGCAGGGUGUCGCCCACGGGCCAGGGGGAUGCCUAGAUGCGAGUGAUGUCGGCCCCACAAGUGGUACGGAUGUGAACAAUGCAUUCUCUCAGCAAUUGCCAAACCAGGAAAUGACAUGUCCUGAUACACCCAUGGAACAGUCACAUGUUAAUGAAAAGUUACGAGGCCUUUACUUGCCAGGCUUUCUUGGAGGAUCUCGUGUCAUGUGGUUGAUAGACACUGGUGCCGCACGUUCAGUUUUGUCGUUAGAGGUUUAUAAUUCUUUACCUGCUAGCGUUAAGUUCAGUUUGAGUUCAGGAAAUUCUGCCAUUGCUUUUGCUAAUGGUCAACAAGCGAAAACUUAUGGUGUGGGACAUUUUGUCAUGCGCCUUGGUAACAGCGAGUUUCAAAUGCAUGUAAUUGUUGCUGAGAUUGGGGAUGAGGGCAUUUUGGGUAUGGACUUCCUGUCUCAAGUUGAUUCACGUAUUGACAUUGCGACAAACCAACUGUCAAUUAAUGGCGAAGUGUUUAAUUGUUCUGAUUCAAGAACCAACCCCUUAGUUCCAGAUGUAUGGUUCGACGGUCAACCUUGAUUGACCCUAACACUGAGGUGAUCGUCCCAGUCCUUGUUCACAAGCGUUCAUUUAACUUACACCCAAAGUCGUCUCAAUUAGGCACGCGAUUGUUAGAACCAUGUCUGAACUAACAUUUGCAACAAAAGGGACUUAAUCUUGCAAGGACUCUGGUUGAUGUUACGGAGGACAGGGUGGUCCCCUUACGUGUUUUCAAUGUUUCUAAUGAAGUGUUUCAUUUGGCUGCUGAGACUGUGAUUGCCCUCGCUAAGCCAGUUACUGAUGUCACCUCACUAGAGCUUAAUGAAGAGAACCAUGACGGUGCUAUGGGCCAAGCUAGAGUAAUAAAUGAACAUGUGUCACAAGGAGCAGUCGAGACGACUCUACCGAAGGCCUUGCAGGAACUACUUGAGAGAAGCACAGAUAAUUUAACUGACAGUGCAACCGAGAGACUGCAGGAGUUGCUAUUCAAUUACAAGCAUGUGUUCUCCAUUUCAGACGGGGACUUAGGCGCCACGCACAUGGUCUAG